CCCUCCGCGCUUUCCGUCCUUCUGACAGCAGAGAGCAAAGUACAAACUACAGGCUGUUUGCAGCUGUGGAACCUCACAGAUAUUAAACUCCGGUGUUUUGUCGUCGUAAUGCAGAGAUUAAGAAUCAUUUCGGGCCACUUGUCCCCCCCCGGGUCCUCUGAACACAGACGGGACCCAUGGAGGACGGAGUGCGGGGCGGCGGGCAGCAGCAGCCCGGAGGACGUGGUGGUGGUUCACGGAAUGAGGACUGCUGUCGGGAAAGCGAAGAGAGGAGCGUUUAAAGACACAACACCUGACGAGCUGCUGAGUGCAGUGAUGACAGCUGUGCUCACAGAUGUUGGACUUUCCCCCGACAAGCUGGGAGACAUUUGUGUUGGUAACGUGCUGCAGCCCGGCGCCGGGGCGCUGAUGGCCAGAGUGGCUCACUUCCUCAGCGGGUUUCCAGACACGGUACCCGUCUACACCGUCAACAGACAGUGCUCCUCUGGACUGCAGGCUCUGUUUAACAUCGCAGGAGCCAUCAGGAGCAGAUCCUUUGACCUGGGCCUCGCAUGUGGCACGGAGAGCAUGUCUCUGCGUUCGAUCGGUGAUCCCGGAGAUUUGAGCUCCAGGCUGACGGACAACGACAAAGCCAGAGACUGCAUCAUCCCGAUGGGAAUCACCUCAGAGAACAUCGCAGAGAAGUUUGGGAUCUCCAGAGAGAAGCAGGACGCCUUCGCUCUCAGCUCUCAGCAGAAAGCGGCCCGGGCGCAGAGCUCCGGUGUGUUCGAGCAGGAGAUCGUUCCCGUCAUCACGAGGUUUGUGGACGACGAGGGUAAAGAGCGCGAGGUGACGGUCGCCAAGGACGACGGGAUCAGAGCGGGAACGACUCUGGCGGGUCUGAACAAACUGCGGCCGGCCUUCAAACCUGACGGCAGCACCACGGCAGGUAACUCCAGCCAGGUGAGUGACGGAGCAGCGGCCGUGCUGAUUGGUCGCAGGUCUGCCGUCGAGGCUCUGGGUCUGCCGGUGCUGGGGGUCCUGAGGGCCAGUGCCGUGGUGGGGGUCCCUCCGGAUCUCAUGGGUAUUGGACCAGCAUUCGCCAUCCCUGCAGCUCUGAAGCAGGCUGGACUAACUGUGGACGACAUCGACGUGUUUGAAAUCAACGAGGCCUUUGCCAGUCAGGCGCUGUACUGUGUGGAGACGCUGGGGAUCCCGCUGGAGAAGGUGAACCCUAACGGAGGAGCCAUCGCUCUGGGUCACCCUCUGGGCUGCACCGGCGCCCGACAGGUGGUGACGCUGCUGAACGAGCUCCGACGCAGAGGCAGGAGAGCGUACGGCGUCGUGUCCAUGUGCAUCGGGACCGGGAUGGGAGCGGCCGCUGUCUUUGAAUACCCCGGAGCGUAGGAGCCUUUCACACAGGACGGGUGAUCUGCGCGUUACAAGACCUCGUGACGCUCAGCUGUCAGUCAGGAUGUUUAUACAGCAUGGCGUCCAGUUCUAACCGUAGUUAACACUUAACACGAGCUACUGAUGGUCCAGGGUUCAUAUUAAAGCUGAGUCAUCAGGAGACGUCAAUAAUGCAGCUGAUUUAUCCCCGACCACACCGUGUAUCUGCUUUAAUCAGUACGUGAUGUGUAAAGAAGUUUGAUUCAAGUGUUUGACAUCGUAAUAAUAAUAAUUAGAACAUUUUGAUAUCCUGACCCGUACGAGCGGAGUCAACACUCUGACUGGAUAAACUUUAAAUCACUUCUUGAUCCAAAUACUGGAAAAUAUUAACUUUAUACGCUGAAAUGAUUUGAAUGAGAAGAAGAAGUGUCGCUAUGGUGACGAGCCGAGAGCCAGAGCAGCCGACACGUCUUCAGUGGGACGGGUUCUGCUCGGUUCUGCUCGGUCGUCACUGUUUUAUGCAACAGAACUUUGUGAAACAUUUCUUCUGAGUGUAAAAAUAAAACACGUCACCAGGAUUCACUUCUUUA
This is a messenger RNA of Cottoperca gobio, 1958 nucleotides long. It is a transcript of the gene acaa1, whose product is annotated as acetyl-CoA acyltransferase 1. Bases 109 to 1386 code for a protein of 425 amino acids. The record is from RefSeq and is a predicted model, not a curated record. Gene Ontology annotation, biological process: fatty acid beta-oxidation; phenylacetate catabolic process. The transcript has 12 exons. Gene Ontology annotation, molecular function: acetyl-CoA C-acyltransferase activity. NCBI's taxonomy places the organism in Eukaryota, Metazoa, Chordata, Actinopteri, Perciformes, Bovichtidae. Gene Ontology annotation, cellular component: peroxisome.